AUAAAACAAUUUAAAAUGUCAAACAAACACUUCUUUAAGGAGAACAAAAAGAGUAAUAAAUUUAAAAAAAAUAAAUUAAAAAAGUACAAUAAUGUAUUGAGAUAUAAUUCCUCCAUUACAUUAUACAUUUAUACUUAUUCACAUUUUUCCACUUAAUUUUGAGAACAUAGAGAAUAGCAUUACAUGGAAUAAUGGAAUAGUUAAAAAAACUCCCGCGUCUGCCGUCUGAAACUCUAAUUUAUGUCGUCACUUUGUGGACUCCAAGUCAGUCUCCUCCUUCACUUAUACCAACCUUCCAUGAAAUUUCCUUCCUCACCUUUUAAAAUCUUCAUACCCAUUUCAUCUUCCUCAAUUUCCCUUCUCCAUUCUUCCUCUACCUUAAACCUUCACUAAAAUGGCAGAUCACAUUCACAAUAACCAUAACGAUAGUAAAAUGUCUCAUCCUUACGUUUCAGAACCUAAAAGCUAUGCUCUCAGCGGCCGAAUUAUGCUAAGCGCCAUUAUCGUCCUUUUCGCUGUUGUCGUUAUCAUGAUUUGUCUACAUGUUUAUGCUCGCUGGUACAUCCUCCGUGCUCGCCGCCGUCAGAUCCGCCGUGCGCGCCGUCGUACUCAUCUUGUUUUUUACAUCGAGCCUGAUAAUCCUUCCAAUAUUGUACCUAUUUCUACUCACGGACUUGAAUCCUCUGUUCUGAAAUUGCUUCCUACUUUUACAUUCUCAAAGAAGGAAGAAAAUGAGGAAAUUCUAGAAUGUGCUGUUUGUUUAUCAGAAUUUGAGGAGAGAGAAAAAGGACGAAUGUUGCCUAAAUGUAAGCAUUGUUUUCAUGUUGAAUGCAUUGAUAUGUGGUUUCAUUCUCACUCUACUUGCCCGCUUUGUCGAUCUCCGGUCGACGCUUCUGAUAUCUCGACGGAAUUUGAACCUACGGCUGCUUCAGGUGAGGUUGUUGUUGAGUUGAGUGAGUUGAAUCAGAGUCAACUCGGUUUAAAUGAGUUGACUCAAGAAGUAGUGCCGAGUCAAGCUGAGUUGUUAGAGGGUUGUUCGGAUCAAUUUUCAUCAUCUUCUGUUGGAGGAAGGAGAAAAGGGAUGGAUAUGGUUGGAGUUUCGAUUGAAGUACCGCGGAGGAGUCAGAGUUUUUGUUUUCCUGCACCGAACUCGGAUGAGUCAGGACCGAGUCGUUCACCGAGUGGGUUUAAAUCACCAACGAGUCGGAUAUUGUCGUUUAAAAGAAUACUGAGUAGGGAAAAGAAAUCUCCAUUGCCUUCCCCUUCGAGUUGUGCCGCUGGGUCGAGUUACCGUGAGUUUGAUAUUGAGUCAGGUCGAGUUGAAUCGUCGAGUCAGAUUUUAACCCCAACAACCCCAAAAUCAUAAUCCAGAAUUAAAAGGAGAAAUUGAGGCGGAAAUUAAGGGAACAUGGCGGACACGCGACGGCGCAAAUAGUGAGGCAAUCGAAAACAUUCGGCGGAAUUGUCAGAAGACGUGCAAACCGCAAUCCUCGAGCUUGGGGGUGUCAGUGACCUGUUUACACGUGGCAGGGGCCCACAUUGAAUUUGUACUUUUUUGACCAUCUUGGACUUGUAAAUAUGAAAAUACGGAAAUAGGAAAAUGCAAAUUGAAACUACUCACAUAGAAGUAGUUGACAAUUUUGUUUUAUUCUUUUGUCUAAUAUUUGUGAAUACUCAUCAACAUCUUACUUUUGUGAUACUAAUUUUGCAACAUUUGAAAGUUACAAAGUUUUUCAAUUAUUGUUGUGAAUUGUGA
Messenger RNA from Amaranthus tricolor (Joseph's coat), 1756 nucleotides. RefSeq names its product RING-H2 finger protein ATL2. The record is from RefSeq and is a predicted model, not a curated record. The transcript has a single exon. Bases 395 to 1366 code for a protein of 323 amino acids. Lineage: Eukaryota; Viridiplantae; Streptophyta; Magnoliopsida; Caryophyllales; Amaranthaceae.